Messenger RNA from Symsagittifera roscoffensis, 1675 nucleotides. RefSeq lists its product as uncharacterized. Gene Ontology annotation, molecular function: RNA polymerase II complex binding. The record is from RefSeq and is a predicted model, not a curated record. Gene Ontology annotation, biological process: transcription-coupled nucleotide-excision repair; response to UV. Gene Ontology annotation, cellular component: chromosome. NCBI's taxonomy places the organism in Eukaryota, Metazoa, Xenacoelomorpha, Acoela, Convolutidae. Bases 34 to 1590 code for a protein of 518 amino acids. The transcript has 9 exons.
UGUUGUGAUAAACUUAUUAAAUAGGUCAUUUCAAUGGCGGCUGUAAGCAAGGGCACUCGAAAAGCGAAAGAAAAAGCACUUAGCUCAAUUGAAGACAACACAAUUCAAACAGAGAUCCGGAAUCUGAUAAAUGAUCUGGUGUUGACCAGUGAUGAUUUCGACACUCAACUCGUUGUCCAACUGAUGGAAAUUUUGCGUCGUCAGCCAGAGAAGCAGUUGAGAUGGAGCUAUGACCUUGUUUGGAGUAAGUUGCGGAGGAAGCACUCACAGCUGAGGUGGAAGUGUGUCCAGCUCCUGAACCACUUCUUCCUCAAUUCCGCUCGCAUCCGCAAAUGGCUCAUAGCUGAUCUAGAGGAGUUUGUGUGUCUAUGCAUCUGCCCUUCUUAUUCACACCCUUCUGUUAAUGGCCACAGUGACGUCAUCAUGUCCGAUUACGAGCAGCUGCCUCCCCCCACUGCAUUCGCGAGUCUGUUGCGCAACAAGUCCAUCCGCUUCCUGCUUCAGUGGAACAACAAGUAUGGGAUAUUCUACAAGCGGCUCAGUUCCUGUUGGGAUCUCUUGAAUCGAGACAUGAAGGGAGUUUUCGACAAAGUGAUGAAGAACCUUCAGCAGUUAGAGGAAUACAAAUUAGACAGAGCGAGAAUAGAGAGAUCCAAUUUGGAAAAAAAGAUGCACCAAGCGCGCUCUUUAUUCACAGAAUGUUUACCGGAAGUGUCACUGAAUCUGACCCAGGCGGAGGAAGCAAUCAAUUUACUGCUUAAUCCAACAGAAGCAACAAGUGGCAAAGAAGAACCUACUGCUGAUUCAUCGUUUGAUAUUGCAACUCAUUUGGACGCUGCUGCAUCUAGCAGAAUAGUGGAAAAUGCCGACAACCGAAUUCUGAUCCAGUCUCUGGACGAGGCUUUGCUUUUAUUGAGACGCGAGAACGAAUCAACACUAACACGGGUUAAAGAGAUUUUAGCAGAGCUGUCAGCUCAUCCCAGUCGAGACAGCUUUUUAUUAUCCUCGUCCUCUUCUCUGAGUGAAUUGAGGAGAGAAGUGUCUCGCACUGUGACAGACAUCGAGUCUGUCCGCAAGAGGGCGGCGGAAAAAUUGGACAUUGUGCGAAUCAGAAGUGGAGUGGAAAGCACACAUCUGAACAAAUCUACUCCUUCCUCUUCAAAGACAAGUGCUAGAGCCAAGAAGCGCAAAAACUCUGACAACCAAUCGGAACAAAGUCACAGCAAAUUGAAAAACAUAGCUGCUCAAUCAAAAGAAACCAGCCAAUCAGAAGCAGUUUCAUCAGCCGGGGGUAUCAGUGACGUCACUGACUCAGAUGAUGACGUCAGUGACCUGGAAGAUGUAGUUGAAAAAGAGGGCAUCGAAUUUAUGAGUUCGGCUGACAUUGCAACUGCGAUUGGAGAACAGGAUCUGGACGAACAGUCCAGUCGAGUAUCUUUCUCGGUGCCGAAUCCGAAUUAUAAUCCUGAUCUAACGAUAGAACGGAAGUCCUCAAAAUCAAGACGAAAGAAGAGCAAGCUUUCCAAGAAAAUUCCCGACAAAAACUCAAGGUCACGAUUAAAGAAGAAACUCAAAUUAAAAAAACUUUAGUUAUUUCAUUUUGUUAUCUGCAUUUUAUCAUAAUUGGAGAAUAAUUAGAAAUGAUUACCCUUGCGAUAAGCAAUGGAGUGUUAAA